Nanorana parkeri is the source of this 948-nucleotide messenger RNA. RefSeq names its product membrane-spanning 4-domains subfamily A member 4D-like. NCBI's taxonomy places the organism in Eukaryota, Metazoa, Chordata, Amphibia, Anura, Dicroglossidae. The record is from RefSeq and is a predicted model, not a curated record. The transcript is spliced from 7 exons. Bases 64 to 894 code for a protein of 276 amino acids. Gene Ontology annotation, cellular component: membrane.
CUAUGUGACUGAUGGGUAAUCCUGGUUUACUGUUCAGACAAAACUACGCAGGACCUCCUCAAGAUGCCCUCUUCGACCAAUGAAGCCAAUCUACCAACCUAUGAACCUUUACCAAAUGAAGUACAAAUGGAUUCUCCGCAGUCUAAUGUGUACAGCAAUCUGGCAGAGUUCAAUGUCCAUACAGCUCCUAUGGGGUAUGAUGUCCCCCCGGCUCAGCAGAUGUGGAAAGUGCCUACUGUUGCCCCCCAGUGGAGCUUUGCUGCUGUCUUACCUCAAAUUACUGAGUCUUCAGCCUUUUACCAGACCUUUCUAAAGGCCAAGCCCAAAGCUCUCGGUAUUGUUAUUAUCGUGGCUGCCCUCUUGCAGGUUGCUGUGGGGAUUGGUUUAUUUUUCACUAUGUUUUCCAUUGCCUUGCCCAGUGGAAUCCCCUUCUGGGGUCCUCUUAUUUAUAUCAUUGCUGGAUCGCUGACAAUCGCAGCUAAGGCCAAACCCAACAUUUGUCUGGUGAAAGGCUCCUUGGCCUUGAACAUCAUUACAUCAAUAUUCACAUUUAUUGGACUAAUCCUGACUAUUGUAGACUAUCACAUCAUCUGGUGUUUUACCCACACAUCAUACCGCAGAAGAAUUGUUGGCGGAUAUUUAAUUCAAACCAUUCUUCUGGUGACAAACCUGCUGCUAUUUUCUACAUCUAUAGCUGUGUCUGUAUUUGGAUGCCGUUCUCUGAAUCAUGCAUCAUCCAUAGUCCCUCAGGUGUUUGUGAUACAGAAUGAUGUUGUGAUUUCAAUGCCCCCCUCAGUAUAUGCAGCUACAGCACCAGCAUUUCCUCAACCAUCAGCACCACUUCCUCCACCACCUUACAUGGUCCAAGAAGAAAAAGUCAGACCAGAAGCCUAAAAAAACGGGUGUAAAAUAUAGUCUAGUGAAAGCAAAGUGGAUUCAAACUGAAUC